Dreissena polymorpha is the source of this 1023-nucleotide messenger RNA. RefSeq names its product tigger transposable element-derived protein 2-like. NCBI's taxonomy places the organism in Eukaryota, Metazoa, Mollusca, Bivalvia, Myida, Dreissenidae. Bases 1 to 1023 code for a protein of 340 amino acids. The transcript is spliced from 4 exons. Gene Ontology annotation, molecular function: DNA binding. The record is from RefSeq and is a predicted model, not a curated record. Gene Ontology annotation, cellular component: nucleus.
AUGGCACCAAUUGACAGGUCCACAAUGCCCAAAAGGUAUUCUCAAAAGGAUAUCCUCGAUGCUGUGGGUGCGGUAAGACAGGAGAUGUCGUACCGGAAAGCUUCUAGCAAAUUCGGUGUCCCAGUCAUGACCAUCCAAAACCGGAUCAGCGGCAAGGUCGACGAAUUGGCACAAGCUGGGCGACCAACAGUCAUACCAGCCGAAGUUGAGGUGGAGCUAGUUGAAAAAACUAAACGGGCAGCGAACAUGAGAUUUGGAAUAACCAGACGAAUGUUGCUAGUGAAGAUUGGUAGAAUCGUCCGCAAGCUCGGAAUUAAGUCCCCAUUUAGAAAUGGCGUGCCUGGCAAGGAUUGGAUUGCGGGAUUUUUGAAGAGGCACCCAGACGUAAGCCUAAGGACACCACGGGCUUUAUCGACGUGCAGAGCAAGGAUGUUAAAUGAAACUGUCACAAACAAUUAUUUUAACGAUCUUGCUAGGCUGCUCGAGUCUCUUUGUUUACAGGACAAGCCUGUUCGCAUCUGGAACAUAGAUGAAACCAGCGUUCCACUGCUGCACAAGCCGGCUAGGGUGCUUGGGCCGUCCGGUGCGAAAAAUAUUCCCGGAAGGGUUGGGAAUAACCGGGAAAAUGUCUCUGUCCUGGCCUGUGUAAACGCUGCUGGUGGCGAGAUCCCCCCUCUGGUUAUUGUUAAGGGCAAAACUUACAAAAGUUUGCUAUCUUACAAUACUGAGGCCGGAGUUCCCGGCAGCGUUUACACAUUCCAGGAACGAGCUUGGAUGGAGGAUACGUUGGGCGAGAUCUGGUUUCGGGGCCAUUUUCUUAAACACUGUGGUCCAGCAAGGCCCCAGCUUAUAAUUCUGGACUCUCACUCAUCCCACGAGACACUUGGUCUCAUAGACGCAGCUAUCGCUAACGAUGUCCAUCUUUUAGCGUUUCCACCCCACACAACCCAGUUGUCCCUAGGGCUAUCAAAUUUGGCCAAGGAGGGAUGUAAGGGAAUUGUAGUUAAUUGUCCAAGUAGGUAA